AUGCCCCCCAAAGGGUCGAAACCUACGAGCGACGAGCUCCUUGCCCAAUUUGACAACUUGGGUAUCGAGUCCACCACCGAUCCCUCUCCAACAACUGUCACAACUACCGCCCCCAAGACUGCAAAGGUCGAUGAGGAUAUUCUGGCCGAACUGGGCAACCUAGCUUCUCAGCGCCCGAGUAGCAGAGCUGGAACCCCGCGUACGUCGACUACAGAGCAGAGACCGUCGACGAAAUCACCUAAGCCCCCCGCGACCCCGGCAGGCCGCUCGAGUGAGGACAAAUCCGCGCCUCGGAAGUCGGGAGAAGUACAGCCUAGUGCUAGAGAGGAGCCGGCAGUCGAGGAGAAGCCGUCCUCGAAUGAUGGCGGCGGUGGGUGGUGGGGAGGUCUCUUUGCGACUGCCAGUGCUGCUAUGAAGCAGGCCGAGGCCGCCGUGAAGGAAAUCCAACACAAUGAAGAAGCCCAGAAGUGGGCUCAGCAGGUCAAGGGGAAUGUCGGUGCACUAAGAGACUUGGGCGGAGAGCUUCGCAGCAUGGCGAUGCCUACAUUUACAUCCCUCAUCCACACGCUUGCGCCCCCAAUUUCAUCCCACGAACGACUUCAAAUACACGUCACACACGACCUUUCAGGAUACCCUAGUCUUGAUCCACUUGUCUACGCGGUCUUUUCUCGUGUUAUGGCGCAAGUGGAAGGGGGCGACCUGCUAGUCAUCCAACGGGGGCAGGAGUCGGCGCCAAAGCGCGGACAAGACCACAGCGCAUCGACCGCAGGCUGGCACGAUGGCCCCUGGUGGCGAACAGUUACCCCAGGAAACCCUCGAAGUAUUUCGGCCGUGCCUGGCCUCGUGGAGGCAACCAAGCUUUGCCGAGCCAGCGCGGAGGGGUAUGCCGCCGAAUACUUCGCCGCAAAAGGUGGGGUGGAAGAGGCAGCGAAGCAAGCCACACAGGUUCUAAGUGAAACAAACCCUGUCCGAAGCAGCGACAUCUUUCUCGCCAUUCAGGCAGUCGUCCAGAAAUCCUCAUCGACAGGCGCAGAGCUCUUCCAGGCCGGUACAUCCACGGAGAAAGCCUCGCGCUCAGGCGCCGUGGACAUUUCCGACGCAAGCGACGACGAAAUCACCUUUGCCCUCUACCUCCACGACCCCAUCCACGGCAUCGCAUUCCACACCGUCUCCCAGGCCAUCCCCCAGAAAUGGGUUGAAUGGCUCGAUGCAUCCUCAACCCCAGCAGCACAUGACCAGGCAGAGCCAUCAUCAACGACAGAUGUCCACGUGCCUCGUGCCGUUGUUCCCGAAGAAAUCGCCGAAAUUGUCGAAGGCGGCGGCGUCGACCCGCGCGAGUGGGCGGCCGAAUGGAUCGAGGAAGCCAUCUCGCUCGCGACGGGUGUCGUCGCGCAACGCUACGUAGCACGGAGAAUGGGCGUUGGCGAGUCAGGAGCUGCGAAGGGGAAGAUGCGUGCCGAGCAGGCGUCUGUCGUGGAGAGUGGAGCCGGGGAGGCUGCGCGGGCGCUGUAG
This is a messenger RNA of Aspergillus calidoustus, 1512 nucleotides long. Lineage: Eukaryota; Fungi; Ascomycota; Eurotiomycetes; Eurotiales; Aspergillaceae. The record is from the annotation of a GenBank genome assembly.